AUGCACUCCAACUUCGCGCACAUCUCCCCAACUACCGGCGGCCCGAGGAUGGGACUCGGAUGCGGCGAAGGCGCUAAUGUCGAGUCGCCAUGCGACGGCGCAAUCCUUCGGAGUGGCGGCCGAGAGGAUGAGGUUGACGUUUGUGCACAUGUUCAACGCCAACAACAACAUCAGCACCACCUGUUUGGUCCACCACACCCUUCCAACAAAGUGUUCUCUGCCUCGAUGGCCAUGGCAGCAGCAGCUGCGGCUGCGGCGGCUGCUGCCGCGGCAGCCAGUCCCAAGACGACACCGACUCGGUUCCGACGCAGUCCGUUGGCACGAGCGAGUCCCGGUCGGUCGAACGGCGCCCGGCAACCGGGCGCUUUUGGGGAGCAAGCAAAUGCAAGGCAUGACACGCGAAAUGACAACAACGACGAAGAGGACGACUACGACGAAGAGGAGGCGGACGACGAGGUUGACGAAGAGGGACAAGUGACAAAUGAGUCGGUGGCAUCUGCUUGCCCAUUGGCCAGCCGUGGUUACUUGAUCUCGGCCAUGGCAACGGCCAACAUAGGCCAGGAGUCGAAGCGAGAGACAGCGUAUCUGCCCACCUUGUCGGGCUACUUGCCGCAUCUUGUUGCUGGGGCAUACGCAACAAACACUGGCUGUCCGAUUUCAUCGACCGGGCCGGGACUGGUAGGAAUGUCAGACGAAACCUUUCCUGUCGCUUCCCUUGGACAACCUUCCUCCUCUUCCGCCUCGUCUUUUUCCUCGUCGUCUUCCAAUUCCUCCUCCUCCUCCUCCUCCUCUUCAUCAUCAUCAUCAUCAUCAUCAUCAUCAGCCUCCUCCUCCUUUUCCGGCCUAAAGUCGACCGGUGGCUACCUGCCCAGUUUGAGCAGCAGCACCGCCGUCAGCAACGCCAGCCAAGGCAGCAGUCCGUCCGUCCUCGGAGUCGCAACCGGGUCCGGCUCACCACCCACCAGCUCGGCCGCUUUUUCUGCCGUAGCCAUGGCUGCAGCCAGCUUCUCCACUCAUCUGGACGACUCAGUCGAGGCCGGUCAAUCUUCGGCCAUCGUCAAUCUGCUGACCGGCGAUGGCGGCAACAGCACAGGCUACCUGACCGCCACCGAAGCACCAGCACAGACCGACCUCGGCGAGUCGGUCACCGCCGCCUUCCGGCAGACGCCCGUCCUGUCGGCCAACUUUCUUCUCGCCAACUCGGCCACCGGCGAGCCCGGCGGCGGCGGCGGCCUCUUCAGCGGCCUCUUCCACGGCCCAGAACACAGCCCACACCCGUCCCACCUCGCCGAACUCCACUCCUCCAUGUCGCAUACACAGCCACAAUCACAGCCACAGUCCCAGCAACAACAGCAACAACAACAACAUCAUCACUCUCUUUCUCAUCAUCAGAAUACGCAGCACAUGCAUCCACCUCACUCGGGAGGGCAUUCUGACCUGUUUCCGGCUGUGCCCAUCGACGGUGAGCAGCGCUAUUCGGUGCUCACGGAGCUCGACUCAGCCGACUACUCGGUCGUGUACGCGGACCACUUGACAACCGGUCAUCUGGUGGACGGGGAGGCGUACGUUGCCGGGGGCAAAGUGGAUCGUCACGAGUCGGAGGCUCAUGACCUCGGCCGUUUUUCACCCUUUCACUCCGAGCCAGCCGUGCCGACCGGUCUGAUGUCUCCGCCUCGGCCCUCAGGCCGCCAACUGACCACCGGUCCGGUCCGGUCCGGUCCGGUCCGGUCCGGUCCGGUCCGGCCCGACUCGAGUCCGCCUCGGCGCGACACUCGCCAGUCGACUUGGCGGCCAGCCGCAGCGCCAACACAAAAGCAUGAUGCGCCCGUCAUCGAAUUCGUCCCAUCCGUCAUGGAACCCGAUCAAAACCCUCCCAGAUUGCCCCCCCUCCCCCACUCGCAUCGUGUACACCAUGUCUCCUCUUCUCCACCCACCGCAUGUAUUUAA
Molecule: messenger RNA, 1947 nt
Organism: Protopolystoma xenopodis
Lineage: Eukaryota; Metazoa; Platyhelminthes; Monogenea; Polystomatidea; Polystomatidae
Source: the annotation of a GenBank genome assembly